UUCUCAUCACUGCGAGAAUGCACGUUGGUUGUGUAAUGCAACAAAAAUCGUAUUUAAGCGUAAAGGUUGUAAAUUAUUUUUAGAAGCUUAGUAAAACAAAAUUCGUUCCCACGCGAACAGAAGUUGAACAUUAAUUCACAAUGGAAUGGAAUCAGCAAAUGUGAAACAAUAAAAAUGAUAAAUUUACUAGUGCAAAAUAAAGUGCAGAUAAUCAUUUCUAUUAAAAUAACUUAAUUGUGAAAGUGGGAAGGUGAUCAAAGAUGCAUUUACACUUUGAGAAAAAUUCAAAUACAAAAUGUGAUUGCACGAUAUUGUCGCUGUCGUGGAUGGGGAAGGUCCCUGAAGAUAUUCCAGAAGUAAGUAUAUAUAGGAUUAUUUGGG
Molecule: messenger RNA, 381 nt
Organism: Clunio marinus
Lineage: Eukaryota; Metazoa; Arthropoda; Insecta; Diptera; Chironomidae
Source: the annotation of a GenBank genome assembly